AUGGAAAUUCAAGUAAGCACCCCUUUCCCCAUAGUAUUACGAUAUAAUGAAAUGGCAAGUCGAAGCAUAGGGAUUUCCCAAGAGCCAAAAAGGAUCGAGGAAGAGAAACGACCGGUUGAAUUAUUUAAGUUUCAUUUAGCCGAGGCAGCUGCAAUUUAUUGCUCAAAUAUCGUACAAUCACAUGGAUUAGAAACUGGAGACACAUUCUUGGUAUGCGAUUGUGGAGGUGGAACAGUCGAUUUAACGAGGCGCGCCUACGUGGAAAAGACCAAUUCAAAGGAAGAAACUAUACGCGUUAACGCUAUAAGAAUAUUCAAAGAAAAGUGUUAUGGGCAGCUUCAGCACAUGAUUCAGAAUUUCUUUAAUCUUCGCGUAAAAAAUAACUUUAAAGAUGACCUUACAAAAUUCAAGACUAUUGAAUUCGACAUAGAUCAAUAUUGUUCGAAGUUAAAACAAUACGUGUCCGAAGAAAUUCAGAAAGAAUUGAACAAUAAUGAGUGGAUCAUUGAAUUGUACUAUAAUGAUGUGAAAUCAAUGUUUGAUCCAAUUUUUCGCCGAAAAUCCUUAACUGAUCUCGAAACUUUUGAUGGUUAUGUUCGUACUAUCAUUGUGCCUACCGACCAAAUUAAACAGAAAACCCCGGAUAGACACAUUUUGAAAUUCAAUCGCUUGGGGAAACGAGGUGACAAAACUACACUGAAUUAUGAAUUCGCCUCGAUAUUUUAUCCCAUUUAUCCAGACCAGGCGCACAUUUUGUUCAAGAUUUAUAGUUCGAAUGACAAUAACGCGCAUUAUUGUGAUGAUACGAAACACGUUGGAAGCUUGAGGAUCAUCCUGCCCGAUGUCGAACUUGGCUUGAAUCGACCAAUUGAAUUAGCAUUAUGCAUUGCCGAAGAAGAAAUUAAAAUGACUGUGCGAAAUAAAACAAAAAAUUGCUGUAUUUAA
Ambispora leptoticha is the source of this 945-nucleotide messenger RNA. NCBI's taxonomy places the organism in Eukaryota, Fungi, Glomeromycota, Glomeromycetes, Archaeosporales, Ambisporaceae. The record is from the annotation of a GenBank genome assembly.